AUGGAGUUGAGAAAGUGCGAAGAGUUGGUGAAUGAGUUGUCGGGGCUAUACGAAUCGCUUCGCAAGGCAUCUAAAAUCAAGGAAGAAUUGCUUCCAAAGCUGAAAGGGGUCAAUGGAGAAGCUUUGGAAGGCGCGGAGACAGACGCAGACGACUCAACGGAUGCUGCCAAAACCAAUCCGCCCCAUUCCCUUGCCAACGCAGUUGAGCUAAUACACCAUGUUCAAAAGAUUCUACAAGAGUUGGAACCAAAGAUGGACAAGUUUCAGAAACGGUUGGACGAAAAGGAUCCAAUUUCUGGCAAUCCACGAUAUGGAGAAAAGACACAACAACGAGUCACCUAUAUUCUUCAUAUUUACAACUCUGUAAAGCAGUAUGUCCCAGACGACAGGAUUUCAGCAGCUGAGGGCACUGUCACCAACAGUACGGAUGUGUUAUUAGACAAUCCAUUACGUCUCUUGGAAAAACAAUAUCUCAAAGAGCAAGAGGAACACAAGAUGCAAAUCGAACUAGAGGAAAAGCAGGCUAUAGAGGAACAAACAAAAAUAGCAGAAGACGAAAGGAGACGGCAGUUUGAGGCAGAACAGAAACAAAAACAACAAAAGGAGGAAGAAGAAAGAGUACUACGAGAAGAACGAGAAAGGCUACACCAACAAGCGGAACAAGUCCGUCAGGAAAGGGCCGUGCAGCACCGACAAGAACAAGAAUGGUUCGAGAGCAUUCAAAAGGGACCUGAAGGAGUGAAGCAUUACCUCGAGAAGCUGAAACAAUCAACAAGUGACCAACCAGCCCUUGUUCACACAAAAGCUGUCGAAAGUCUAUAUCGCAUAUUCCAGCAAAUCAAUGCCCACCCCGAAGAAACCAAGUUUCGACGGAUCCGUCGUGACCAUGAACAGUUUGUUGAAGAUGUUGGACGUCAUGGCGGUGGAAUAGAAGUGUUGAUUGCCGCUGGUUUUGUAUUGGGUGCCAUAGACGACGUUCCCUGUUACUUGUCUAUUGAGCCAAACAUUGAAAAGGACAUGGAUGGUUGGUCAAAGUGGUUUGAUGUCAACAAAGCGACUUUCGAGGUCUUGGAAGAAGCGGUGCAAAAUUUGAAAUCGACAAAAUGA
Molecule: messenger RNA, 1107 nt
Organism: Cylindrotheca closterium
Lineage: Eukaryota; Bacillariophyta; Bacillariophyceae; Bacillariales; Bacillariaceae
Source: the annotation of a GenBank genome assembly